AAACGGGUAACAACGAAUAACAUUACGCUGACCGAAGACAAUUGACAUGGACGCGUCUACUGAGAAAUCGGAUGAUAACGAUAACGAACCGACGCGCGGGCAUACUGUUUGUCGUAAAAUUCAGCCAAUUUACCAGUAUAUGUGGGCGAACUUCCUACUGUCCGCUUUGCGAUUCAUCCUGGAAUGCGGUCUAUUCGGGUGGACCGCUUAUAGCCUGACAGUCUGCGCCAAAGAAAGAAGUCCGGCGAAGGAUAAUUUUUUGGCUUGGUUUUUCUUGGUAUUUGCUUGGUACCUUCUGUUCACGAUGGCAUCUAUGUCUUUAUGCUGCUUGCAAAUAUCGAGAGAAGUUCAACGAUGGCGUCCUGGCGACGUACCAGAAUCUGAGGUCAUCGCUGAUUUGGAAACAGCCUAUUUGCCGCUGCUUUUCAUGACGCUGCUGAAUUGCGGCCUGCUGGUACUCUGUUGGAUGGGCAUCGGUUCUGCCUGGAAAGAAAUAGCCGGCGCAUGGUCGUGUCUGAGCGCAGAAAUACCGGAAGCGAAGACCGGUCGGUUCAUGACGUUAUGGACGGGUUUGACGGCUGCCCUGAUUUUCACGGGCUGCUGUGUUUGUUACAAAAGUUUCGUUUGAAGAGAAACUGCAAGCGGCCGUAUUAUCUUGGGAUGCAUACACAAGCGGUUACAUCUGAAACCGAAUCGAAGAAAGUGCAGUGCAUACUGGACCCUUAACAGGUGUCCAGUGCGCAGUUUAGUAGUGCCGCAGCAGUCUGUCGUCAGACUCGUCACUUUUGAAACUCGCAAUCAGCGUUGGAAAUCGCCGUCCCACGGGAAUAAUACUUACCUAUAUUGUCAGUUCGCAAAUCCGCGGUUUGAACUAUUAUACGUUACCAGGAAUUUAAAACUCACAAGUUAAACAAGUGUUUACGAGUAUAAAAGCAACUCGCUUGUGUAUUUACAAACAUUAAUAAAAAUUAUUUUGUCCGGUUUCGCUUUUUUAGUACUACCAAAUACAAUAGACGUCAGAUACCAACUGCCAUAAUAUCAUUGUGCGUCCCUGAAUAUCUGCAGAGCGUGAAUAAUGAUGCAUGGUGGAAUAUAAAUGUUUGCAAUGGCUUUUCCCGCUUUUGCUGAAUAAAAUAUUCUGUGAUAUGUAUGGCUUCCUUAUUU
This is a messenger RNA of Paramacrobiotus metropolitanus, 1164 nucleotides long. RefSeq lists its product as uncharacterized. Bases 47 to 628 code for a protein of 193 amino acids. NCBI's taxonomy places the organism in Eukaryota, Metazoa, Tardigrada, Eutardigrada, Parachela, Macrobiotidae. The transcript is spliced from 3 exons. The record is from RefSeq and is a predicted model, not a curated record.